UCGAAAUACUUCUUUUUUAUUUGUAAUAAAGGCAAUGAAAGUGACAAACUAAUUAUAUUCAGUUCGAAUCAUAGUAAUCAAAAAUAGAUAUCGCAAAAAUAUUCUGUUCACUUAAUCAAGAUGAAAUGAUUAUGCAACAAAUGUUAUUUUUAAAUCAACGUAAAAUGAAACAAUAUAGUAGUAUGAUAUAUUUUCAAUUCUUUCAAAUAAACAGAAAUUUAUAUGCUGUGUAUAUAAUGUUUAUACUUCAACAAUUGUAUUUAUUAAAUCAGUAUUAAUAAUUAAAUAUGAAUUAAUCCAUUAAAUGUAUAAAUGUUGUUUAACAAAAGCGACACAGUACGCCGUGCGGUAUGUUUAUAGAUACAUUAUUCAGAAAUGGAAAUAAAUUACGACGAGGAUGUAUCACAAAAUCCAUUUUUAGAAAAACUUAGGAAUUUUUACGAACCUACUUUACGAUUAGCCGCACACGAAGGUUGGAUUGUGUGCGUACCUCGUUGUGGUACCUUUACAAAGGAUAUUUUGUACAAAGAAGAUGUAGAAGAACAUAUUUUGAUACCAGAUUAUGACAUGUCUAAAACUUCAUUUCGUUCUUUAAGCAAUAAGAAUGUGAAGCUUUUAAAUAGAAUAUUAACUGUAAAUUAUGAAACACCAAACUCAUAUCCCUUACGUUUGCUUUUCGAAGAGACAUUUUAUAACGAAGAUUCAUGGAAAUAUCGAAUAUGGUGCAUAGAAUGUCCUAUAAAUUGUGAAACGCUAUCAUCACAUAAUCAUCUGACUAUCAUAACGAAUCAUCAAGAUGCUAUAAAUUUACUUUGGUCUGAACUUGAUGAAAAAGUCUAUACAGCUUUAGAACUGAAUUUAAAAGAAUUUCAAAAAAUAUAUUUAAAUAUAGAAAAACCAUCGUUAGAAACAUUGAAGAAUUCUGUCUUUCAAUUAUACUCAAAUUCCAUUGAAAUGAUACUGAAGGAUAAGAAAUUUAAUGAUACAAGUAUUACUUCCACAUAUCUCAUUCAAAAUAUUAAAAUUGCAGUUGAAACGUAUAUAUUACAUACAUUAAGAAAAAUUCUCCCAAAAUCAAUAUCUAAUUAUAUGGCUAAUGAUGAUGCUAAUUUGAAUAAAAUAAUAAGAAAUUUAACUGAUUUGAAAUUUGAUGAUUUAGGAAUACAUUUAGAUCUGUAUACUAAUAUUCACAGAGGAAAAUUAGAAUUAUCACAUAUAGUUUGUUACAUGACAGUCUUAGAAAAACUUGAAUGCCUCAGAAGAAGUAUUCGUUAUAUAUCUCAAGGAGUAUCUUCUAUUUCAUCAGAUGAUUUACUACCUAUACUAGUAUACCUUGUCAUAAAAACUAGUUUAUCAAAUUGGAUAGCACAAAUAACUUUCAUAAAACAUUUUCGUUUCUCAGCAAAUAGCAUUAAUGAAGCGGAUGAACUUGCUUAUCUAACAACAUCUUUAGAAGCAGCAGUAGAAUAUAUAAAAUCUGGUGCAUUAAUGGAAAAAAAUAGAAUGAAUCAUAUUUCUGAUUCAGAACAAAAACAUGAAAAAAAUGAAAGUGAUGAACGCACAUCUAUAGAUUAUUUAUUUAUAUGCAUAAUAAAAGAUGAUUUAUCAGAAGUGGAAAAUUUAUUAUCAUCUGACAUUAUCAACUUGUAUAAUCAAAUUCCUUUAUGUCACCCAUUGUGUACUUGUGAAUCUUGUGAAAUAUCUUUAGCUAAAAAUCGUCUUUUAAAUCGACCAACAAUAUCCUCAAAGAACGAACAUGGAUCUACAGCCCUUCAUAUAGCAAGCUUCUAUGGAAAAGUAAAUAUUGUGGAUUAUCUUUUGAAUCAUGGAGCUGACACAAACGUAACUGAUAAUGAUUCGUUCACACCUCUUCAUUGUGCGUUAAUGAAAGGCCAUCAAAAUAUUGUAUUACUACUUUUACAUGCAAAUGCAAAUCCUAUAAUAGUGGAUAAUUAUGGAAAUACAGCAUUACAUAUAGCUUCUGAUCGUGGACAUGAAGGUUGUGUGAAAGCUCUGCUUUACUUUGCAGAACAUACAAAUUUAUUGCUUAAUGUUAAUUCUUCUAAUAUUGAUGGUGAUACACCUCUGCAUCGUGCAUCUAAAUGGGGAUAUUUAGGUAUCAUAGAAGUUCUUCUAGAAUAUGGAGCAAAUUGCAAACUUAAAAAUAAAUGGGGUCAAACAUCUUUUGAUGUUGCACAAAGUGAACGAGUAACAAUAUUAUUGCAACAUAUCACGUCAAAUGUUGUAAUUCCUUGCACAGUAAAAGUUCAUAAUCCAUUACCAAUUUUACAAUUGUCUCCAAAAACUGAAAGUAAAUUAAAAUCCAAAUGUUCUCCUGACAUCCAUAUUACUAUACAAAUUAAUAAAUUAUUCGCUGCAAUUAGCGAGGGCGAUAUACACUUAGCAAAUUAUUAUCUUGGAUGGAGUAAUCAGAAUAAACAAAUGACAGUACCAUCAGAUCUUUGUCAUCCAUUAUGUUACUGUGAACGGUGUGCUCCAAUACAUGAAUAUUCGGAAAAAAGAAACAAAAUACCAACAAUCAUUUUUAAUUCUUAUAAUAAUAAUGGCGAUACAAUUUUGCAUGUAGCGUCUACCGUUGGAUCUUUAGAAAUAAUUCAAUUACUUUUAGAUGCAGGAGCAGACGUUAAUGUAACAACGAAAUUUGAAGGUCGCACUCCAUUACAUUUAGCUUGUUUAGCUAAUAAAAUACAAGCGGUAAAAAUAAUUUUAGAUUGUGCUGCAUGCAAUAUAAAUGCCAAAGAUUUGAAUGGGGAUACUCCUCUUCAUUUAGCAACUAGAAAUAUUGAUACAAAAAUCAUGGAAUUAUUAAUCCGAAGUGGUGCUAACGUGAACAUUCGUAAUUUACAAAAUGUAACGCCACGUUUAGAGCUCGAAAAACAAAUGUCUAAAGAAGUUGCAAAUAGAAUAUUAAAAUGUAAUUCUUUAGAAUAUCCAGGUCAUUAUUUUUCAGGAAUUGAUUGAUUGAUAAAUAAUGGAAGUACCGUCAUUAUGAAUUAAUCGAUUUAACUAAAGUGAUUAGAUGUCAUAUCUAUAAAUAUUAUUAGACAUUUUUUUUCUAUCAAUAUACCGUCUAUACAUUUUAUUUUUAUAUAUUUACAUUGUGUACAUAUUUUGAAAAUAUAAAUCGCGUAAAAAUGGUUAGUAAUAUCAUUUUAUUUUUAUUUUUAAAAAAUAAAAAUAAAUAUAUUACUUUACAAUUUUAUUAUUAUUUUGCCAACUCUGAGGAAUCAUAUUGUUUGCGCACCAUUAUUCUAAAGGUAUUACAUUCUAAAUUAUGUGUAGCAAGUGCCUUUUAACAUAAUAUUACUUGAAUUAAGUACUUGUAUAUUUAGCGUACUAUAUAUAAUUUAUUUGCAAAGUAAACGUUCCAUCACUGCAUUUCAUAACAUUUUAUUUGUACUUUUUCUUCGUUCGCCAAAGUUUAUGUUACAUGUAAAUUCAUAAUUUAAUUAUAUUAAUUUUGAUAAAAAUGUUAAAUUGUAUAAAUUAUUAAUAAUUAUUAAUAAUCAAGCUCGACUUGUUGAAACAAAUGCUUUUUUGUACUAUUUUUCUAUUUCUACAAAUAAUUAGUAAUUAUUUUCGUCAUGGUUUCAUAAAUUAACAUUAUUGUUAUAUAUAGAAUUAUUAUAAAACCGUUUUGGACAAAAGAUCACAGAGAUACUAAGGCAUUUUAAGGAUCAUUUUAAUGAUCAUUAAAGAUUUAGAAAUUCCAUUUAAAAUUGUAUAACUUUACGCUUUGGACCGUAAAUAAAGAUAAAUAAUUAAUAACAA
This is a messenger RNA of Vespa crabro (European hornet), 3792 nucleotides long. RefSeq names its product ankyrin repeat domain-containing protein 27-like. Gene Ontology annotation, biological process: neuron projection morphogenesis; early endosome to late endosome transport. The record is from RefSeq and is a predicted model, not a curated record. Gene Ontology annotation, cellular component: plasma membrane; transport vesicle; late endosome. Bases 376 to 2982 code for a protein of 868 amino acids. The transcript has 3 exons. Gene Ontology annotation, molecular function: SNARE binding; guanyl-nucleotide exchange factor activity. NCBI's taxonomy places the organism in Eukaryota, Metazoa, Arthropoda, Insecta, Hymenoptera, Vespidae.